Messenger RNA from Mauremys mutica (yellowpond turtle), 7191 nucleotides. RefSeq names its product SHOC2 leucine rich repeat scaffold protein (gene SHOC2). Bases 596 to 2344 code for a protein of 582 amino acids. Gene Ontology annotation, molecular function: protein binding. Lineage: Eukaryota; Metazoa; Chordata; Testudines; Geoemydidae. The record is from RefSeq and is a predicted model, not a curated record. The transcript is spliced from 10 exons.
AGAAGGGACUGGAGAGGCUGUUGUGGCGGUGAAAGGGUUAUGUUCUGUAGCACUAGCUACAGACACUCUCAUAUCACUUGCUGCUGCCAGGGAGAGCCUGUAGGUGGAGGAGUCUCGGCUCCAGGCUGGGCUGAGGCUGCCGUUGCUGACAGCAGGCAGGGGCUGGGCCUAAAAGGCAGCAAGACAGAAGAAGCAGGAACAACAGCCGAGAUGGUAGAGAGCAGAAGCAGGAAGCCCCAAACACAAAGGCACUAAGACCCCUUUAUGAGCAGGUGUGACAUUUUCCUGUUUCACUGCAUUUAUUUUGUGGCAACUCUGUUGGAGCCAUACAAAAAGCCUCUCUUUAAAAAAAUUCUAAUAAGGAGCAUUUGACCAUCUGAUCUCUUAAAGUUGAACCUUUCGAUACCAGGAUUAGGAACAAGUGUCUUCAGAAUCAAUAUGUAGCAAAUGGGUAUCACUCAACUGAAGUUGGUCCAUCAAGCCAACAUAUUUGUGUUUUAAGGAUCCUUGUACUUUCAGCAGUGAAUUAAUUGUUUUUUUUUUCUUAACCGAAAAAAGUGGAUUUCAUGUGGUGCUUGUUAAACAUUGAAUCACCAUGAGUAGUAAUCUAGGAAAAGAAAAAGACUGUAAAGAGAAGGAUCCGAAAGUCCCAUUGGCAAAGGAACGGGAGAAGGAGUCUAAGGCCUCUGGAGGAUUUGGGAAAGAAAGCAAAGAAAAGGAGCCUAAGACCAAAGGGAAAGAUGCCAAAGAUGGAAAGAAGGACUCCAGUAGUGCACAGCCUGGGGUAGCUUUUUCAGUAGACAACACAAUAAAACGACCUAAUCCAGCCCCAGCGGCUCGCAAAAAAUCCAGCAAUGCUGAGGUGAUCAAAGAGCUAAAUAAAUGCCGAGAAGAGAAUUCAAUGCGCUUGGACUUGUCCAAGAGGUCUAUACACAUGCUUCCAUCAUCUAUCAAAGAGUUGACACAGUUAACGGAACUUUAUUUAUACAGUAACAAAUUGCAGUCUCUACCUGCAGAGGUGGGCUGUCUUGUGAAUCUGAUGACACUGGCUUUAAGUGAGAACUCGCUUACCAGUUUGCCUGACUCUCUUGAUAACUUGAAGAAAUUGCGCAUGCUUGAUCUACGGCAUAACAAACUUAGAGAAAUUCCUUCAGUGGUGUACAGGCUAAAUUCUCUUGCCACUCUUUAUCUACGCUUUAAUCGUAUAACUACUGUGGAAAAGGAUAUCAAAAGCUUGUCAAAACUCACCAUGCUUAGCAUACGAGAGAACAAAAUCAAGCAACUACCUGCUGAAAUUGGUGAGUUGUGUAACCUCAUAACUCUGGAUGUAGCGCACAAUCAGCUUGAACAUCUUCCAAAGGAGAUUGGAAAUUGCACACAAAUCACCAACCUUGACUUGCAGCACAAUGAGCUCUUGGACCUACCAGAAACCAUAGGAAAUUUGUCCAGUCUAAGUCGUCUUGGCCUAAGGUACAAUAGACUGUCAGCAAUCCCCAAGUCUUUAGCAAAAUGUAGUGAACUUGAUGAACUGAAUUUGGAGAACAACAACAUUUCCACUUUACCAGAGGGUCUUUUAUCGAGUCUUGUGAACCUGACUAGUUUAACAUUGGCCAGGAACUGCUUCCAGUCAUAUCCAGUGGGUGGUCCAUCACAGUUCUCCACAAUCUACUCUCUCAACAUGGAACACAAUCGCAUCAGCAAAAUACCGUUUGGAAUUUUCUCUAGAGCUAAAGUGUUAAGUAAGCUGAAUAUGAAGGACAAUCAGCUAACCUCGCUCCCCUUGGACUUUGGGACUUGGACCAGCAUGGUGGAACUGAAUUUAGCCACUAAUCAGCUCACAAAAAUUCCUGAGGAUGUGUCUGGGCUAGUUUCCCUUGAGGUUCUUAUCUUGUCAAAUAAUCUUCUGAAGAAACUUCCCCAUGGCAUUGGAAACCUACGGAAAAUAAGAGAGUUAGAUUUAGAGGAGAACAAACUGGAAUCCUUGCCAAAUGAAAUCGCUUACCUUAAGGAUCUGCAGAAAUUGGUCUUGACUAAUAAUCAAUUGACCACCCUUCCAAGAGGAAUUGGUCACCUAAUUAAUCUGACACAUCUUGGGCUAGGAGAGAAUCUUCUCACACACCUUCCUGAAGAAAUUGGUACACUGGAGAAUCUGGAAGAACUGUAUUUGAAUGACAACCCCAAUCUGCAUGGCCUUCCCUUUGAGCUGGCGCUCUGCAGCAAACUGUCAAUAAUGAGUAUUGAGAACUGCCCACUCAGCCACCUUCCACCUCAGAUCGUUGCUGGGGGACCCUCCUUCAUCAUUCAGUUCCUAAAAAUGCAGGGACCAUAUCGUGCCAUGGUCUGAUGUAAAUUGGAUUGUCCCAUACACUGUACAAAAUACAAACUGCAUUAAUGUUGUCUUUAUAUAUAAUAUAAUAUACAUAUAAUAUUAUAUUAUAUAUAAAAUAUAUAAAUAAUAUAACAAGGCAAAUUUAAGACUGCAUUAUGUGUUUCUGCUAAUAGAGGAAUCAUAGCCAUUUAGAUUUUUUUUUUAUUCUGUAAAAAUGCUUGUGUAAGUUUUCUUUGCUGAAUUUGGUGGAUGUUUGUCUGAGUAAUCUGGAAAUGCCAGUUCACUUAAAGCAAUUGCCAACGAAUUCAAAAGUUGUUAAAUUUAAGGGACAAGAGUAGUUUUUACUUAGAUCUACUUUCAGUUAGCAAAAAAUGCGCAAUGUUUUAUGGUGAACUUUUCUUUUCUGUUUUCCUCCCUCUCCUGUGUGUCAAAACCUGGUAGGGUCACACAUCCUGAAGUUCAUGGGAUUUUCUUUAAUUUAUUUUGAGAUUUGAAACAAACGGUGUUUUUAUAUUGUUUACAGUCAGAGUAAAUCACUGGAUUUUGUUUCGUUUUUUGAUUUGCUCUGUUUUAAUCAAUCUAGAAUUUAUAUGCUUCUGUUGAAGAAUUUUUAUCAGCUGGUUUGUAUACUAAAAAUAUUUACUCAUCAAAACAACUGGUAGGUGGAAAAGACGCAGUCAAAAAAGCUUGAAUUCUUGUAAGUCUUGCUUCCCUGAGUUAUCAGUUGUGGGCAUAACAUAUCUGAACUGAGCCUUUUGUGGCUGGUCUUUUCUAGCACAGGUAACCUUUUCAGAUUGGUAAAAAUAUUGAAUAGUCUCAUUGAAGAGCAGUUUUUGUUUUGUGAAGUUACAGAUUCAUAAGGUCUAACAGUAUAGUUGAAUGGCAAGGAAAUAAUAUAUAUUAUCUUUUUUUGUUAUAGUGUUGGGUCAUAAACUACAACAGGCAAUUUUAAGGAUUCCUCAUAGUCCUUGUACAAUAAAUGUCUUACUUUUAAACACUGCAAUAUAUGUAAGUUUUAAGGUUGGUUAACAACGUACUAUGGUUUUAUAUCUUGACUUGCCUUGUACCUCCUUCCAUUAUGGAACUUCUGUGUCCAAGCACAAUAGCUUCACACUGUGCUGUUUUGCUGCUGAACUAAAUGCACUUUUCCCCACAGCUGGGGCACUUGCUUCAGAAUAUUCAGUUCAGUACCACAUCUAUUUGUUUUAAUCUCAUCCUGUCAAUUUCAGUAUUAAAGAACGUUCUGUUAAAAAGAGGCACCUUUCCAUUUGUGCACAGAUGUUGAUAGCUCAGUAGAAAUACUGUAAGUGGUUCACAUGCGAUUUUAUUUGAAUUUGCUUGCCUGCUUAGAAAGCUAAAGAUACUGUUACUCCACUUGGAUUGCCAGUUUAAGAUGACCUUUUCUUUAAGAUGGAAACUCUAAAGGCAGUUACAUUUGAGAUGUUGACUAAACUGUCCAAUUUAUACUCAUAAUGGAAUUGCUGCUGGAUUGUUGUGAUUUAGAGAUGACUGUAUCUUUUGAAAAAAAUUAAAUCAAUUAAUGUCAGAAAAAAUCUAUUUCCCAUGCAGAAGUUUGGGGGAGUAUAAUUUUUGACUUUUAGACAUGCUUAAUUUUAUGUACUGCCUUUGGUCUAGUUUUUUCCAGCAUUAACAGUAACUUGCAUUCUGUUUUGUCUGAUGUUUUUUCAUUAACAAGGAACAACUUUUAAAUGGAAGGCAGGUGGAGAUAUAAAACCGUAGAGGGCUCAAACAUGCUGUAAAACUAUUGUAGAUGUCACUGGAUUUUACCAAGUAAUGUCCGUUCCUCUCUCUUAUUUUUUACAUCUACUGUAGCUUUUCAGUUUAGAUUUUAGUUUAUAAAAGAAACUAGUUAUUACAGCUCUGCCUGGAGAUAAUCUUUCUCAGCAGUAAGGUGUUAAAAUAUGAAUGCUGAAAUGUGUAGCUUUGAAGACUGUAAUCUAACUUCUGAAUUUUACUGCUGAAACCUACUUCUUGCUCCCUCAGUUCAUUUGGGAAAACAGUUUUUGAUUCAUAUGAUUCCUUAAAACAAAGGUGGCUGCCCCUGUAUCUUAAAGCAUAUCAGUUGUGUUCCCCAUUUGCAUACCUAAUCCUGUUUUUGAUGAGAGAAUUUGCCCUUUAAUUUAUAAGACAGCUCGUGUCUCAAUCUGUUACAAUAGAGCAAGAUUUUAGGUGUGUAAUACAGUAGGAAACUCGCCCAAGAGGAGUCAUUUUAGAUGCUUCUUAAAAAUUUCAAGUGAUAGGGCAUCUAAUAGCAGGCUGCCUCCUCCUCAAGCGUUUCCAUGGCCACUGUUAGGCAGUCAGGUAUAGGUGCUGUUGGGCUCUAUUUACGGAAUUAAGAUUGUUUAGUAUGUAAAUAUUUUGAUCUGAUUUAUUCAUCUUGUUAAGGUACAUGGUUAAUGACUGUAUAAUUGGAGCUGACCCCCUCUUCCAAGAACUUGGUUGGAUGAGAAGUUGGCUUACCAAAAAUACUUUUUACACUCUUAAAAAAAAAUUUCCAUUACACUUGUAGGAAUAAAGUAAGGAAUUAAAACAUAGCUAUGUUAAAAACAGGAUAUUUUUCAAUGUAUCCUUGUGCUAAAAUAGUAACUUCAAUGCCAAAUACUCCUGAGUCCUGUUUGGGAAUUUAAUUUUGUACUCUUUGAAGUGAAUACUUCUUGCAAUGUCUAGAGGGAGUGUGAGUAAAACAGCGUGAGAUACUAAGUUCUGGUGCAAAGAAUUAACUCAAAGAAUUCAAGACGUUUCCUUAUUAAAUUAGUUAUUUAAUUUUGGUGUUAAAUGGGUGAGUAUCAUUUUGCUUGGAAUAAGCUUUAAUGUAUAAAUGUUUAGUCCCUCAGCUAUUUAUCUGACACCUUGAUCAUGUAAAACAAUUCUAUAACCUGACAACUUUUUUUAAUUUUCCAGGAUGUUGCAUUGUGCAUCUGUUAACUAAGUACAGUUUUUAGGUUGUCUUUAAUGCCAAAUGCCAUUCAGUGGGAUUUGUGUUAGUUUGUAUAUAUGUUUAAGAAUUUUGGAUCAUGCUGAUUAAAUUAAAAAUGAGAAGAAAGAACUCAGUUCUGACAAAUAUAUGGUAUUGAGGCAUAAGCAAGAUGGAGUAAUAAGGUUCUGUGGGUACUUUUUAAGACUAGGAUGGUCAAAGGGGUGAGCCAGAUUUCUGUUAAAACUUUUGUCCCUUGCGAUACUGUUCUGAGUAGUGCUGUCUCUGAAAUAAAUAAGAGAUUAUAAAAAGUCUGACAAUCUUGAGAAAUCUGGGUGCAAAUCAAAUUAUGACCUCUAUUGCCUGCCUGUGGAAGUAUCAGCACUUGUAUUUAUAGGACACAAUCAUGAACUAUGCCUCGAUUAACACAAGUAAAAUACUGUGCUACAGAGUAUAGUAUUAUGGUACUCUGAUAAGUAUAAAACUGAUUAUAAGGGUUGUCUUUUUUUAAAACAUUGAUUAAAUGUAAAGGAAGAAUAACUGGCAAUAUGACUUUUAGUUUUGAAACAAGUUAUAUUGUGUUUCAAUUGACUAAAUAGAAAUUUGUCUGCUAACUCUUGGCUUUGAAAAUGCUUGUUUUUCAUAAACACUAUAAAAAUAAUAAUGUUCCCUCUCUGGCCACCUCACAUUUAAUUUCCUAAACAAAAACAUCGAGCUGAACACACCCUGUGCAGUUUGGUCAUAUGGUUGCACACCUGGCCUUUUUUAACUUGCCCGAUGCUAUUGGAAACUCUUAAAUCCAUGUUACUUUAUUUUAAAACAACUUAGUAUUGUAGAAUAUUUGAUGCUUCAGUGCCUCUUUUGGUUUUAGGUUUUUUGGGCAGUUUUGUUUUUUAACGUUGUGUAAGAAAUCAUGUGCUCAAGCUUCUUGAAAGAACAAUAAAGUUUGUUCACUUAAAUGGUUUUAAAAACCAGGACUUAAAAACAUUGUCCAGCUGGUUAGUACUUGAACCCAUUGCAGCGCCUACAAAGCAAAAACUUCAAGUACCAUCUUUAAUCCUGGAAGUGUGCAGAAUACCUUUUUUAAUGGAAAACCUUCUAUCAGGUGUUUCUUCCUUUCCUUGUUUCUCUCUUAAGGAUCGAUACAAAAUCAUAACAUAUCAAGGGAGGACAUGUCUUUUGUAUUAUUAAGGAAUCUGAAUGCAGCAGAGUAUUUUUAUAUAGUCAAUAUUGCACCUCAAUUGUAUCUUUAAUCGGCAUGCCAGAACUUGCUUUUAAUUAGACGUACAGUUGGCAGUAAUUUGCACAACACACAAACUUAAAAGGCACAGUUAGGACAAUUACAAACAAAUGAUAGUAUCUACAAACAGUAUCUAACGGUUUUUGUUUUUAUUCUAGCAAUCCGAAGACUGUUUAUUAUUCUGAUGUUUAGGUCUUAAACAGGUCCGCACAGGAUUUUUGCUGUGGAAAAAUACCUGACCACAUUAAUUUGUGGUCAAAAGCUAAACAAAAGUGUAAACAGUCUACAAAAAAUGUACUUUUAAUCUGAAUUAUUGUAAUGUUGAUUGUUAUGUCUAUAAUAUAAAAGAUUGCCUUGCUUUUUUAUAAAUGUCAUUCUGUAUCAAUGCAUUCAUUAUAAAUAGUAUAUUUGUAAAUGAGCUGCCACUGAGUCUUUUGAAAGUUUUCUAGUGUUAAAAUCUAACUUAACCUGGAUGUAAAUCAUACUUUCGCAGUGUCACAAAAAUGAUUGAGAACUGCAUUUUCAUUAUAUACCUCUUCACUCUUUUGAAGAUGUUUUUCCAAGUAAAAUAUGAAGUUUAAUGUAUACUGAUUUCAGGAAACUUAUACUUCAAAAAUUGCAUGACAGUAACUGCUCUAAACAUAAAAAUGUAAAUUGCACACCUUUAUAAAGCAAAUGUUGGUAAAA